GUGAUCGCGCACGACUGUCAACUCUCACAUGAUCACUUACACACAUGUACAGCGUGCACACUCACGCACACACACAAACAAACACAAACGCGCGCACACACAUACACACGGCGUGCGUCAUGCGUCCUGAGAGUAACUCCGUACCUCGGCUGGAGCGCGUCAAGACGCACACGAUGAGCUCCAUCGGCGGCAGCGGCUGAGGGCUGAUAGCCCGUCUCCCUGCUCACCUGGCCCGGCUGCAUGCCCUCCCCGCACCGCCCCGGGAAAGUUGCACUCCAACUAUGGAUUACCUCACUGCCAAAGGCAACCACAGCAACGCCACCAGGGGCUACCCUCCAUCGGUGGAGGUGGUCGCGGACUGGCUCGGAUCUGACAACGGCACCGGUUCUGCAGGUUCCCUCCCCUACGUGGAGCUGGGCUACCAGGUUGUCACAUCCCUGCUCUUGGGGGCCCUCAUCCUGUGCUCCAUAUUUGGCAACGCGUGCGUGGUGGCUGCCAUCGCCCUGGAGAGGUCCCUCCAGAAUGUGGCCAACUACCUGAUCGGAUCCCUGGCCGUGACGGACCUCAUGGUGUCGGUGCUGGUGCUGCCCAUGGCGGCUCUGUACCAGGUUUUGAACAAGUGGACUCUCGGCCAGGGGAUCUGCGACUUGUUUAUCUCUCUGGACGUGUUGUGCUGCACGUCCUCCAUCCUGCACCUGUGUGCCAUCGCUUUGGACCGCUACUGGGCCAUCACGGACCCCAUAGACUAUGUCAACAAGCGCACCCCGAGGAGAGCCGCGCUCCUCAUUAGCGUCACCUGGCUGGUGGGCUUCUCCAUCUCCAUCCCGCCCAUGUUGGGAUGGAGAAGCGCCGAGGACCGAGCCGACCCAUACGCCUGCAUCAUCAGCCAGGAUCCGGGCUACACCAUCUACUCCACCUUUGGGGCGUUCUACAUCCCCCUCAUCCUCAUGCUGGUCCUCUACGGGCGGAUCUUCAAGGCGGCUCGCUUCCGGAUUCGAAAGACAGUGAAGAAAGAGAAAGUAAAAGCUGACAGGUGCUUGACUUUGUCCCCGGCGGUGCUCCACAAAAAGAGCAACGGAGAGGCCGGGGGGAGGCCGUGGGUCAACGGCGCCGUGCAGUUCGGCGACGAGGGCGAGUCCCUGGAGGUGAUGGAGGUGAGCAGCUCAAAGAGCCACCUGGCCCUGCCCAACACCCCGCAGUCGUCCUCGCACGAAAACCUCAACGAGAAGAACUGUGGCGCCAAGAGGAAGCUGGCCCUGGCCCGGGAGCGAAAGACGGUGAAGACGCUGGGCAUCAUCAUGGGCACCUUCAUCUUCUGCUGGCUGCCCUUCUUCAUCGUGGCCCUGGUGCUGCCUUUCUGCGCCGAGAGCUGUUACAUGCCCGAGUGGCUGGGCGCCGUCAUCAACUGGCUGGGCUACUCCAACUCCCUGCUCAACCCCAUCAUCUACGCCUACUUCAACAAGGACUUCCAAAAUGCUUUCAAGAAGAUCCUCAAGUGCAAAUUCCACAGGCCGUGAACGUGACAUUACACAGCCACAACAUUAGGUACACCUGCAACAUUUAGCGAGAUCCAAAUCGAGAGUUGCAUUAUCAACAAACAUUGUAAUGAGUUUGUGAUGAGUUUAACCUGAAGUGAAAAAUAUGAUUAUCAUCAUGCUUGCUGUGCAUCGCGUCACAUUGUGCGUAUUGACGAGGUAAAAUGUUUUUGUAGCGCAGCUCCCCCUACAGGUGUGAAGUUGAACUUGCAGCACAAAGGGGCUCCCAUUUGAUUGACAGGUGUAUUCAUUUCACAAUUUAAAUGUUUUUUUUUAUGUUUAAAAGUCAAGAAAAGCAAAGUAGCUUUACUUUGGACCAUAUAUUUUCCAUUUAAUAUUAUUUAUGUUUAUAUACAAUACUUGCCAGUCGUAUUUUUUACUGUAUUAUUUGUAUAAUUAUCUACAUAGUUAUAUUAUUUAAAGCAAUAUUAAAUAAACAAAAGCAUAAUGUAUAUUAUAGAGGUGCAUGGGUAAAAAAUGAAAUGUACCAACAAAAAAUGUUUAUGUAAAAAAACCCAAUAAUACAUAUUUUUCUGUAUUUAAUAAGAUCAAUAUUUUAUAUGUUUUUUUUAAUUAAAAUGUUCUGAUACAUCCCUGGAUCUCAUUAGUGUGCAGGUGUGCCUAAUAAAGUGUCCACUGAGCUUUCAUAGUGAGUCACAUUUUGCAGUUCCUAAAAGGACAAGAGGACACGUUAACUGACUGUAUGGAGAGCAAAAUAAUGCACAGACUUGAAUUCAGGCUCAGUCUAUGUGCUGUGUGUCUAUGAGGCCUCUGGUGCCGCUAACAAAAACGUACCAGCUCAUCGUUUAUCCAGUGUCGUGCCCACUGUGUUUGUUGCCUGUGUGCAACAGCAGUCAGCGUUGUGUGCUUAAUCCAUACAUUUUUUUUGUCAUGAGACACAUGAAGGUGUGUGUGUGUGUGUGUGUGUGUGGCGGGUGGUAACAUC
This is a messenger RNA of Dunckerocampus dactyliophorus (ringed pipefish), 2481 nucleotides long. It is a transcript of the gene htr1aa, whose product is annotated as 5-hydroxytryptamine (serotonin) receptor 1A a. The transcript has a single exon. Gene Ontology annotation, cellular component: plasma membrane. The coding region runs from base 282 to 1517 and encodes 411 amino acids. Gene Ontology annotation, biological process: regulation of hormone secretion; regulation of vasoconstriction; adenylate cyclase-activating adrenergic receptor signaling pathway. NCBI's taxonomy places the organism in Eukaryota, Metazoa, Chordata, Actinopteri, Syngnathiformes, Syngnathidae. Gene Ontology annotation, molecular function: G protein-coupled serotonin receptor activity. The record is from RefSeq and is a predicted model, not a curated record.